Molecule: messenger RNA, 2342 nt
Organism: Oncorhynchus tshawytscha (Chinook salmon)
Lineage: Eukaryota; Metazoa; Chordata; Actinopteri; Salmoniformes; Salmonidae
Gene: edc3
Product: enhancer of mRNA decapping 3 homolog (S. cerevisiae)
Exons: 7
Coding region: 165-1595 (476 amino acids)
Biological process (GO): P-body assembly; deadenylation-independent decapping of nuclear-transcribed mRNA
Cellular component (GO): P-body
Molecular function (GO): mRNA binding
Source: RefSeq, a predicted model, not a curated record
AUGUGUUUGGCUACGCGCGCCGGAAGUUGUGCGACUCUAGCUCAUGCUUCUGAAACAAAGCUAAGGACGCUUGCUUUGAUCAUUUUAAUUAUAAUAGCCCAUUUGGGCAACUGUUCAAAUAUUACAUUAAAACUGUCGUUCUACGGAAUAUCACAAAAGACAACAUGGCUGCAGACUGGUUAGGUAGUCUGGUGUCGAUAAACUGCGGAGAAACUCUGGGGGUGUACCAAGGCGAGGUGUCGUCUGUGGACCAGUCCAGCCAGACCAUCUCCCUCAAACAGCCCUUCCACAAUGGAGUCAAGUGUCCUGUGCCCGAGGUCACUUUUAGUGCCGUGGACAUCAAGGAGCUGAAGGUCCUGGAUAUAGUGAGUGGUAGAGGUGGUGUGGUUCCGAAGAGCAGCGAUCCGGUCUCAGUCCCACACCGAGGACACCAUAAGACCCAGGACAGGCUGGCUUCACCGCAGCAGCAGUGCUCGAAAAGCUACGGCGAUAAACACCUGGAGGUGCCGGGCCAGCCCAAGGGUUUCCGACGGAGACACAACUCCUGGUCGUCCAGUAGUCGGGGCGCCAACCAGGUCACCCCGAAGAAGAACGCUGUGAAGAACGGAGGAGGUGGUCAGAGGGACGAUGAGUGUUUCGGGGACAAUAUGGACGAUGGGCUUGACACAGACUUUGACUUCGAGGGGAACCUGGCGCUGUUCGACAAAGCUGCCGUGUUCUCACAGAUCGCCGGGUCGGAUCGCCGCGGUAACGGGGCCCGGUCGCGCGGUACGCCGCAAGAGCAGCAGCCGUCGCAAUACCGCCACGACAAGAACAUUCUAGAGACCAAACCUGUGGUUUACAGGCAGAUAGUUGUCCCUCAGCCUGGGGCCAAAGAGUAUUGCACUGACUCGGGCCUGGUGGUGCCCAGUAUUUCCUAUGAGCUGCACAAGCGUCUGUUGUCAGUAGCUGAACGUUAUGGCCUCUCAUUGGAGAGGAGGCUGGAGAUGACAGGUGUGUGUGCCAGUCAGAUGGCCUUGACGCUGCUGGGCGGGCCCAAUCGACUGACCCCUAAGAAUGUGCACCAGCGGCCCACUGUGGCCUUACUCUGUGGGCCUCACGUCCAGGGGGCCCAGGGUAUCAGCUGUGCUCGUCACCUGGCCAACCACGAGGUGGAGGUCAUAAUCUUCCUGCCUAACUUUGUCAAGGGGCUGGAUGCCAUCUCCAGUGAGAUCACGCUUUACACCAAGACAGAGGGCAGACAGGUCUCCAGUGCUGAAGAGCUUCCGGAAAGCCCCGUGGACCUUAUCAUCAACUGCCUGGACUGUCACGAGAACACCUUCCAUAUGGACCAGCCGUGGUACCAGACCGCUGUAGACUGGGCCAACCAGAACAGAGCUCCCGUGCUCAGCCUGGAUCCUCCAGUCAGCGGACAGGGCCACGCCGUAGAAGCCAAGUGGACACUGUCUCUGGGUCUCCCGCUACCACUGUCAGAGGGAGUAGGUAGGGUUUACCUGUGUGAUAUUGGGGUUCCCCGACAGGUGUUCCAGGAAGUUGGGAUCAAGUAUCAUUCUCCGUUCGGUUGUAAGUUUGUGGUGCCAUUGCACUCUGCGUAACUGAAGGGUUUCGAAUUACACAUGGACUCUUGGGCGCCCCCUACAUCUCUUGGGCGCCCCCUACAUCUCUUGGGCGUACCCUACAUCUCUUGGGCGCCCCCUACAUCUCUUGGGCGUACCCUACGUUUGUUCUGAGAAGUAAUUUGAACUAUGUUUAACUGGACUGCACUGACCUUUUGACCUUCAGAUUGAACUUUGAACUCUCUCACUGACCAUUCAGGGUAGUGUUCACUAUGUGCGAAACUAAAGAAAACUCCGAAAUGAAAUGAAACUGGUGGAAGUUAGUAUCUGAACUUAAGAAAUGCUUGUUGGAGUGCCCUAAUAAACACAACCCCCGGGUUUGGGGGAUUGACUUACAAGCAGGCCUUAAAUUCUUGACAUUUAACUUAAGUGUUAAAAAGCAUUUAUCCUUUUUAUUACGAAUGACCCUCGAGAAGACUUGUCCAAUAUACAUUCAUACAACACUUUUACAGGAUUGAACCAAGGAAUGACAGGAGAAGUAUGACGAUGACAACCCUGGAGACAUGGCUGGAAACUCCUCUGACCACCUCCUUUUAUAAUAUAGACUAUAUCCUCAGAUAAUGUUGGGUUCAGAAACCAUGAGGCCGAGACAGGGGAAAACUAACCAACAGUCCGGCAGCCUGCUGCCGAUGUGGGGAACCCAUUUCAUCCGGAUCGGAGACCCCCCCCAGGAAAUACCAUCUCAGUGUUGGAGAAACUGGAGACCCCCCAGGAAAUACCAUCUCA